Molecule: messenger RNA, 1928 nt
Organism: Synchiropus splendidus (mandarinfish)
Lineage: Eukaryota; Metazoa; Chordata; Actinopteri; Syngnathiformes; Callionymidae
Product: protein NLRC3-like
Exons: 2
Coding region: 111-1385 (424 amino acids)
Source: RefSeq, a predicted model, not a curated record
UAGACGUCCUGCUGACCAACCUCAUCAGGAGGAACCUGCUUCCCUCAGCUCAGCUCUGGAUUACCACACGACCUGCAGCAGCCAAUCAGAUCCCUCCUGAGUGUGUGGACAUGGUGACAGAGGUCAGAGGGUUCACUGACCUCCAGAAGGAGGAGUACUUCAGGAAGAGGUUCAGAGAUGAGGAGCAGACCACCGUCAUGUCUCACAUCAGGAGCUCACGAAGCCUCUACAUCAUGUGUCACAUCCCCAUCUUCUGCUGGAUCACUGCCACAGUUCUGGAGGACAUGUUGAAGAGCAGAGAGACCGGAGAGCUGCCCAAGACCCUGACUGAGAUGUACAUCCACUUCCUGGUGGUUCAGGCCAAAGUCAAGAAGCUCAAGUACCAUGGAGGAGCUGGGACCGACCCAGUUUGGGAUCCUGAGAGCAGGAAGAUGAUGGAGUCUCUGGGAAAACUGGCAUUUGAGCAGCUGCAGAGAGGAAACUUGAUCUUCUAUGAAUCAGACCUCACAAAAAGUGGCAUCAAAGUCAAGGCUGCUGCACUUUACUCAGGAGUCUUCACACAGAUCUUCAGAGAGGAGAGAGGACUGUACCAGGACAAGGUCUUCUGCUUCGUCCACCUGAGUCUCCAGGAGUUUCUGGCUGCUCUUCAUGUCCAACAUGAAUUUAUAAACACUGGCGCCAACCUGCUUGAUGCACAACAAACAACAAACAAACCUCUUCCAGACCAGUUCUACCAGAGAGCAAUCAGUGUGGCAGUUGAAAGCUCAAAUGGACAUCUGGACUUGUUCCUGCGCUUCCUUCUGGGUCUUUCUCUACCAACCAACCAGAAACUCCUUCAAGGGUUGGUGGCACAGACAGGAAGUAGCUCCUGGACCCAUCAGGACACAGCAGAGCUCAUCAAGGAGAAGAUCAGGGGAAAAGUGUCUCCAGAGAGAAUCAUCAAUCUGUUCCACUGUCUGAGUGAAGUGAAGGACACUUCUCUAGUGGAGCAGGUCCAACAGCAGCUGAGAUCAGGACGUCUCUCCACAGAUCAACUGUCUCCAGCUCAAUGGUCCACCCUGGCCUUCAUCUUACUGUCCUCAGAGGAAGAUCUGGACGUGUUUGACCUGAAGAAGUACUCUGUUUCAGAGGAGGCUCUUGAGAGGCUGCUGCCAGUGGUCCAGGCUUCAAAGAAAGUUCUACUGAGCUACUGUGGACUGUCAGAGAGAAGUGGUUCCCUUCUGUCCUCAGUCCUCAGCUCUCCGUCCUCUAGUCUGACACAACUGGACCUGAGUGAGAACUGGGACCUGAAGGAUGCAGGAGUGGAGCUGCUGUCUGCUGGACUGAAGAGUCCACACUGUCACCUGGAGACUCUCAGGUCAGACAUGUCGAUGAAUAUUUAUUGAUCUGGAAACACGUUUGUUUGUUACAGCUCCAUUUCUAGAUUUCACUUCAUCUUUGGCUCAGAAAUUCAGUUCCUCUUUUUCUUCUCAUUUUCUGAUUCAGUUUCCAAAGAAAUGAUCCACUUUUCAGAAGUCUUUCGGAAACAACAUGGACUGUUUAGUGGCUAUUUCCUGUCCAUCAUAGUGACUGAUGUUUGUCAUGUUGCUGAGAAAACACUUGGUUUUCUCUUCUUGUCCAGGUGUUUUCUGCUUCACUACAGUUUGACUUUGUUUCUCUCAAGUCUCCAUUUCUGCUUCACACAUUCCUCCAGUGGAUUUAUGGUUUGAUAUUGAAGAUAUUGAGGACAAUGUUCAUCUGCUCCAAUAGAAUCAUCAUCUCUGCAGCUCAUGUUCAUGAUAUUGGAGCAGAAUCACACUGUUUUUCAUCAGAGCUCUUUUCUCUGUUGUGUCCACUGAGUUCGACUUUGAGAUGUUUUGUCAUCAUCAUCUCCAUGUUUCUUUUCUCUAGUUGCUCUGUUGACCAAUAAUAGGAGCCAAAAACACUGU